UGUUCAACAAUACCAAAAAAAUUACACAAAAUUAUUAAAACAUGCUCGGUUCCACCACAGUACGCAAGAAAACAUAAAACUAAAACAAAAUGCUGGCUUGAUUUUUUUUAAAUAAUUGUUAUAUUUAAAAUGAGAUUAACCCUACGAACAUCAAUAUAUGUCCGAGAUAAAUUAUGUAUUCUUUAUGGGAAAAUAGCUGAGGAUAAAUAUCCGUUUAUGGCUUGGAUGGGCACUUGUGGAGCAAGUUUAGUUGAUCCUCAUUGGAUUCUAACAGCUGCUCAUUGUACAACCAAAUUUUUGGAAAAACCCAAGCCAAUACAUUUUGGAAGUAAUUUAAGAGGAAAAGGUUGGAGUACAAAACAUACAGCUGUAUUUAAACACCCAAAAUUCGUUCAUAAUAAAAUAAAAGAUCGUGUAAUUCAUGAUAUUGCAUUAAUCAAAUUAGAAAAUCCAGUACCAAGUGAAAUUGGAACACCAAUAAAAUUACCAAAUAAUCCACCAGUAUCAAAUUAUGAUAAAUUUAAUGCGACAAUGAUUGGUUGGGGAUAUAAUAGUAUACCAUUUUUAGCACCAAGUGACUAUUUAUUAGAAGCAAAACUCGUAAUGGGUGGUAAUUUACCAUAUACAUUCUGUCAAAUACCAGGUAAAUUAUGUAGUUUAGUAUCGACAGAUGAGGGACCACGUAUGGCACCGGGUGAUAGUGGUGGACCAUUAUUUUUUGAAGUUAAUAAUGAAUUCAUACAAAUUGGUAUUAUAACUGUGUUGUGGCUGCAUCCACUUAAAGCCUAUAUCAAUGAAUUUACCGAUGUUGCUUAUUACUCAAAAUGGGUGAAUACUAUCAUGUCCACACAUUAAAUUAUAAAUUGAUUAUAAAUUUACCUUGCGGGCGACACAAAAUGAAAAUGGAUAU
This is a messenger RNA of Chrysoperla carnea, 910 nucleotides long. Its product is annotated as serine protease 42-like. Gene Ontology annotation, molecular function: serine-type endopeptidase activity. The record is from RefSeq and is a predicted model, not a curated record. The transcript is spliced from 3 exons. The coding region runs from base 130 to 855 and encodes 241 amino acids. Gene Ontology annotation, biological process: proteolysis. Lineage: Eukaryota; Metazoa; Arthropoda; Insecta; Neuroptera; Chrysopidae.